AUGCAGCAAGCUGACCUGUUGACAAAGGGAAAGGAGGUGAAUACAAAACCAAGCCUCGCAUCAGGCGCAUCGGCUUCGAGCCAUCUUCUAAAGAUCCCUCCUGAAGUCCGCGACUACAUCUACGACCUGAUGCUUGCCUUCGAAUGUCGAGAUCACUUAAACUUGCUGUGUGUGAACAAGCAGGUAUACGGUGAAGCGAGGGGCUCAUUCUUUCGCCGGCCGCUUGAUUGCAAAUCUCAGGACGAUCUUGGCGAUUUUACGAACACCUGGCCAUACAGGGUGCAACAAAGCAUCACCAAUCUUAAGCUGAGGCUAGAAGAGGUCAAACCUCAGGCUGUGGCACCUUGGAUUACCGGCCAAGCUGCACAACAUCCAUAUCUCAUGGAGAUCCAUCGCAUAACAUCUGCACUAGCGAAACUGCCCGGAGUGACGCAUCUGUCACUUCUACGGCCUUCGGAGGCUGGCAAGAAUACACCCUCGAGCAUCGUCAUGACUCAAGUUCUCAACUGGAUAGCAGAGCACUAUGCUAAGCUUCAUGUGCUGAAGCUCGAGAUUGAGCAAUGUCAUAUUGGCUGUCUCGGUUCUAUCAAGGAGCUACAAUCACUACAAUUUAGCGGGUUCUCAGAGACAAGUCCAACGAGAACGACGGAAGUGCUCAGCAAGCUGACAAGUCUUGAGCGUCUUUCAGUCGUCGGACCGCCUCGCGGCCUCCUGAUGCGCCAGAGGUUCGGAUACCAGACCAGGAUCACGCAGUCCGCCAUUCAUCAACUGUUAGAGCGGAUAAGACCAUUGAAGCAUCUGACCUUGACUCAAGUCACGGAUCCAAGGACAGAUGUGAGCAUUUUUCUGAAUUUGAAGACGAUGAAGGCAUUGUAUGAUCAUCACCGCGAGAGCCUCAAAGUGCUCAAGAUAUCCUCCAGCACAACCCCGACUCCAGCUUUUGUCGAGUUCCUCUCAGCCUUCUUACUUGACACGCCGAAUAUGCAGGAGCUUAGCUUGACGUGGCCAAACAUGGAAAUUACUCUGGUCGACUACAUCUCACGCUCGGUUCGCAGGCUGGAGUUUGCCAUAGGUUCGACCGAACAAGCCAAAGCCAUUGUUGACCGACUUGUGCUCAUGCAAUACCGCCUGCGAUACUUGCAGCGGAUAAAAUUCAACAUCAUCAACGAAGGAAUAGAAAAGUCAAUUGAGGAAGAGGACAAAUGGGGCCUAUUCAAUUUCUCCUUGCCAAUUCAGAAUCUAGCAGCGUAA
This is a messenger RNA of Cladophialophora psammophila CBS 110553, 1251 nucleotides long. RefSeq lists its product as uncharacterized. The record is from RefSeq and is a predicted model, not a curated record. The coding region runs from base 1 to 1251 and encodes 416 amino acids. NCBI's taxonomy places the organism in Eukaryota, Fungi, Ascomycota, Eurotiomycetes, Chaetothyriales, Herpotrichiellaceae. The transcript is spliced from 2 exons.